GCACCCGACAGACGUUCUGGCUGUGUAUUGAUCUGUGUGUACAAACAUUGUUUUGUCCACUGACAAGCAGUCGGUGUAUUUACUGGUGGUACUGGUAGAUUGUGUGUACCUGCGUUGUUUUCCGUGAUCGUUUUCUGUAAUUACGAUGCCGAAAGUAAAGGAGAGAAAGUUAUGUAAUAAACAGGAUACACCGCUGUUGACAACAGACAAAAUGAAAAAUGGAAAAAAGGAAAUGGAAAGGCAGAUUGAAAAUAAAAAAAAUAAAUUACAUUCACUUGGGGAGCCUAAUAAUAAAAGAGGAUCAGAGAUUCAGAGACCAGAGGGACUAUGCAGCAUACAGGAAAUGACUGUGGAACUGAAAGAGAGAACAAAAGAAGAUGAGUUGAUGCGUUCGUCACGGAAGGAAACCUCAUCCACAAAAAUUAGAAAAACAUCAAAACUUAAAAAAGAGGUUGAUGAACUUAUAGAAAAAGAAAUACAAAAAUGCUGUCUUACGGGAAUUUCAAUAAUCGAGCAAAGUCUGGCAGAACUAAAUGAUGCUAUUGCCAAAAUGGGAGAUUACAAAAAACAAUCCUCGAAAAAUGUGCUCCAAAGAAAUCAAAAACUUAUCACUCUCACCAAGGACGGGAACUGGAUUAUUUCUUUACUAUGGUGA
Messenger RNA from Schistocerca piceifrons (Central American locust), 655 nucleotides. RefSeq lists its product as uncharacterized. The coding region runs from base 146 to 655 and encodes 169 amino acids. Lineage: Eukaryota; Metazoa; Arthropoda; Insecta; Orthoptera; Acrididae. The record is from RefSeq and is a predicted model, not a curated record. The transcript is spliced from 5 exons.